Molecule: messenger RNA, 2379 nt
Organism: Chrysochloris asiatica (Cape golden mole)
Lineage: Eukaryota; Metazoa; Chordata; Mammalia; Afrosoricida; Chrysochloridae
Gene: TAX1BP1
Product: Tax1 (human T-cell leukemia virus type I) binding protein 1
Exons: 16
Coding region: 1-2379 (792 amino acids)
Biological process (GO): negative regulation of apoptotic process
Source: RefSeq, a predicted model, not a curated record
AUGACAUCCUUUCAAGAAGUCCCAUUGCAGACGUCCAACUUUGCACAUGUCAUCUUUCAAAAUGUGGCCAAGAGUUAUCUACCUAAUGCACAUCUGGAAUGUCAUUACACCUUAACUCCGUAUAUCCAUCCACAUCCAAAAGAUUGGGUUGGUAUAUUCAAGGUUGGCUGGAGUACUGCUCGUGAUUAUUACACAUUUUUAUGGUCCCCUAUGCCUGAACAUUAUGUUGAAGGAUCAACAGUCAAUUGUGUUCUAGCAUUUCAAGGAUAUUACCUUCCAAAUGAUGAUGGAGAAUUUUAUCAAUUCUGUUAUGUCACCCAUAAGGGUGAAAUUCGUGGAGCAAGUACACCUUUCCAAUUUAGAGCUGCUUCUCCAGUUGAAGAAUUGCUUACUAUGGAGGAUGAAGGAAAUUCUGACAUGUUGGUGGUGACCACAAAAGCUGGCCUUCUUGAGUUGAAAAUUGAGAAAAUAAUGAAAGAAAAAGAAGAACUGUUAAAGUUAAUUGCAGUUCUGGAAAAAGAAACUACACAACUUCGAGAACAAGUUGAAAGAAUGGAAAGUGAACUUAACCAUGAGAAAGAAAAAUGUGAUCAGUUACAAGUAGAGCAAAAGGGUUUUAUUGAAGUAUCACAAAAUUUAAAAAUGGAAAAUGAAGAAUUUAAGAAGAAAUGCGAUGAUGCUACAUCAAAAGCUCUCCAGCUUGAAGAAGAUAUUGUGUCAGUGACACACAAAGCAAUUGAAAAAGAAACUGAACUAGAUAGUUUAAAAGACAAACUCAGGAAGGCACAACAUGAAAGAGAACAACUGGAAAGUCAGUUGAAGACAGAAAAGGAUGAGAAAGAAAUAUACAAGAUACAUUGGAAGAACACAGAAAUAGAAAAUACCAAGCUUGUGUCAGAGGUCCAGACUUUAAAGAAUUUAGAUGGGAACAAAGAAAAUAUGAUCACUCAUUUCAAAGAAGAGAUUGGCAGACUACAGUUUUGUUUGGCUGAAAAGGAAAAUCUUCAAAGGACAGUUUUGCUUACUUCAAGUAAGGAAGACCUAUUUUAUUUAAAGGAGCAACUUCGUAAAGCGGAGGAACAGGUUCAGGCUACUGGGCAAGAAGUUGCCUUUCUGGCUAAAGAGCUUAGUGAUGCUGUAGGUGUCCGAGAUAAGACGAUGGCAGAUCUACAUACCGCACGUUUGGAAAAUGAGAAAGUGAAAAAGCAGUUAGCAGAUGCAGUGACAGAACUUAAACUGAAUGCUGUAAAAAAAGAUCAGGAAAAGACUGAUACACUGGAACACGAGCUGAGAAGAGAGGUGGAAGAUCUGAAACUCCGCCUUCAGAUGGCGGCAGAUCAUUAUAAAGAAAAAUUCAAGGAAUGCCAGAGGCUCCAAAGACAAAUAAACAAACUUUCAGACCAAUCAACCAGUAAUAAUAGUAUCUUCACAAAGAAAAUUGGAAGUCAGCAGAGAGUGAAUGAUGCCUCAAUAAACACAGACCCAGCCACUCCGAUUUCUCCUGUCGUUGCAAGGCCAACGCCUUCUGCAGCUGAGACUGAUUUUGAUAUUGUAACAAAGGAGCAAGUCUGUGAGAUGACCAAAGAAAUUACAGACAAAACAGAAAAGUAUAAAAUAUGUCAACAACUCUUACAGGAUGAGAAAACAAAAUGCAAUAAAUAUGCUGAUGAACUUGCAAAAAUGGAGCUGAAAUGGAAAGAACAAGUGAAAAUCACUGAAAAUGUAAAACGAGAACUAGCUGAAGUAGAGGACAAUUAUAAAGAAAUUAAAAGGAGUCUAGAAAGUCAAGCUGAAAGGAAACUGGAAGGUCAGAAUCUCCAGAGUCCACAACAGGUCUCACAGUAUCUCAACAUGUGCUCAGAGCAAAAUGUUCAUGUGUCUGCCGUGCCAAAUAAGCCACCAGUUCUGCAGUAUGGCAAUCCGUAUGCAGUACAGGAAACAAGAGAUGGAGCAGAUGGUGCCUUUUAUCCAGAUGAAAUUCAAAGGCCACCUGUUAGAGCACACUCUUGGGGACUGGAGGACAGUGUUGUCUGCAGCCAGCCUUCUCGAAACCUUAGUCGCCCUGAUGGUUUAGAAGACCCUGAGGAUAGCAAAGAAGAUGAGCCUGUACCCACUGGUCCUGAUCCUCCAAGUCAGCAUUUACGUGGGCAUGGAACAGGCUUUUGCUUUGAUUCCAGUUUUGAUGUCCACAAGAAGUGCCCCCUCUGUGAAUUAAUGUUCCCUCCCAGCUACGAUCAGAGCAAGUUUGAAGAGCACGUGGAAAGCCACUGGAAGGUGUGCCCCAUGUGCAGUGAGCAGUUCCCUCCCGACUAUGACCAGCAGGGCUUUGAAAGGCAUGUUCAGACCCAUUUUGAUCAGAAUGUUUUGAAUUUUGACUAG